GACUUCAAGUGUAGUUUUGAUCACUUUUCACGUCAGAGCACAGCGCGAGAGAAUAUGGAUGGUGAUGUUUUCCAAAGAAGUGAUUUCUGGAGUGUGACUUCAUUAGACGCUCUUGUGUUCUUUUGUUGUUGCAUAAUCGCCACACUGCUGAUAUGGAAGUGCACCCUCGUCAACAGAGACAGGAAUCUUAAUUAGCUGACAAUCUGCUGCUUACCAGCGCAACGUGCUCCUGGUAUCUAUCUAGAAUAAUCUGGAACCAUCUGCCUCUCUGAUUUGAUUUCGUGACCCUUAUCUCGAAGCCUAAUCAGGCGAACUAAAUGGGAAACUAUUCUAAAUAGCCUAUCUUGCCUCUUCACUUUAUCCCCAGGUUGUUUUUGAAUAAUUAUACCACUGAGACCAAUUAUUAUGAGACUCAUCCUUGAACCCAAUGAAUGUUUACAGGAACAGCCUGCGAAGAGUCACGUUGUGUAACCUUUACAAAAGCUCCCCCUUGUGGCAGUAGCCAUGGUGUACGCCCAGUCGACUGAAAGCGCCAUGCCCUCUUUCAGCUCCCCCACCUUCAGUUCCCAAAUGUCCUUCAACUACUCUGACAGGGAGAACUCCACCUUUCUCACCGACUCAGCCACACCUCUCUUUUGCAACCGAGAAGGCUUAUCAGAGUCCAACAGCACCCUGGUUUCCUACGAGCUGACCUCCGCUGAGGUGGCCAUCUUGGGGCUGGUGUUUGGGGCUCUCUGGCUGGUCUCCAUCCUCGGCAACGCCCUGGUCUGCCUGGUCAUCCACCGCAGCCGGAGGACUCAAUCCACCACCAACUACUUUGUGGUGUCCAUGGCUUGUGCUGACCUCUUGCUGAGCCUGGGCUGUGCCCCGUUCGUCCUCCUCCAGGUCACCUCCGGCAGGUGGCCGCUGAGCGCGGCCGCCUGCAAGGCUGUGAGAUACCUCCAGCACCUGUGUCCAGGGGUGCAGGUGUACGUCCUGCUCUCCAUCUGCGUGGAUCGCUUCUACACCAUCGUCUACCCGCUCAGCUUCAAGGUCUCCAGGGAGAAGGCCAAGAGGAUGAUACUGGCCUCCUGGAUCUUCGACGUCGCCUUCAUCUCGCCCUGCCUCUUCUUCUACGGUUCCACGAUGGCGGACGGCAGCGGCGGCCACUGCGACUUCUUCCUGCCCAACAGCUGGGACGGGAUCGCGUACGCCGCCGCUCACCUGCUCUUCGGCUUCCUGGUCCCGGCGCUGCUCAUCGUGUCGUUCUACCAGCGGGUGAUCCGCUACAUCUGGAGGAUCAGCGCCGAUGGACACACGGUGAGGAGGACGAUGAACAUCGUCCCAAGGACUAAAGUCAAGACAAUCAAGAUGUUCCUCAUGCUCAACUGUGUCUUCCUGCUGACCUGGACACCGUUUUAUGUAGCCCAGCUGUGGCAUCCCCGAGAAGCCGACAGCCCCAGCAGACAGGGUGCGCUGUUCUUCACAGCCAUUGCCUUGAUUUCCUUCAGCUCCACUGCCUCCAAACCAACCCUGUACUCUGUUUAUAACGCGAACUUCAGACGCGGCAUGAGGGAGACCUUCUGCAUGUCGUCAAUGAAGUGUUACCGCAGUAACGCAUACACAAUCACUGCUAGCUCACGGAUGGCCAAAAAGAACUAUGUUGGGGUGGUGGACAUCCCGGUACCGGCUAAGACAAUCACCAAAGACUCGGUUUAUGACACCUUUGACCGCGAGGCAAAAGAGAAGAAACUCGCCUGGCCAAUCAGUGCCAAUCCACCUAAUACUUUUGUGUGAGGCAGCCAUCUUUUGAAACUGAACAUUUCAGACAGUACAAUAGCACAACUAAGUUCAAUGUAUUGGGUGCUAAUGAAAUUCAAGCUCCAUAUAUGUAGCUAACUGUGAGUUAGCUACACCAGUGGACAAACAUACAGCAUGUUCAGAGCAUUAUGUUGAGAUACCAGCUGAAUCUUUCUUGCGAUGGCAUUUGUCUGAUCGUACAAUAUUAGAUGUGAACAUAUUUUCUCAGGUAGAGCAGUCUACACGGCCCCAUCGCAUUUCCCAUAUGUUCCAUCUCUUUCUGGUGUAAUGACUUGGAUGAAAUUAAUUUGGAAGCUUUGUGUAAUAAUCUCAGUUCCUACACUUUGUAUGUCUUCAUAAUUGGCCUUCUGCUCUGUUGAACUAUGUUAUUCAGAGGAAGAGGAAUUUAAAACCCUACAGGUUUGGACCAUAACGCUUUUAACCUGAAGACUCUUUGUCUACGCUGGCUUAGGAUGUGAUGGUUGUGUGCCAGUUUUCACUGUUGUCAUUCUAUCCAGUAGCUGCUUCUGUUUAGCUGACCGGCAUUGUGUAGUGUUUCUCUUGUUUGUGUCUCAUCUCUGUUUACUGUUAACUACUGUGACUUAAUGACCCAUGCUUACACUGAGAUGUAAAAUAAUAAAACAUUAUCUAUGUGCAUCAAAUUUGACACUGCUAGUGUUUAUAGUUUUGGAUGGAGACCUGAAAAUGCUCUGGUAAAUGUGGCUGUCCUGUGUUUCAAGAUCAGGACAACGUUGUUGCUCAGUCCCACAGUGAAUA
Messenger RNA from Osmerus eperlanus (European smelt), 2556 nucleotides. RefSeq names its product G protein-coupled receptor 19 (gene gpr19). The record is from RefSeq and is a predicted model, not a curated record. Gene Ontology annotation, biological process: G protein-coupled receptor signaling pathway. The transcript has 2 exons. Bases 505 to 1776 code for a protein of 423 amino acids. Gene Ontology annotation, cellular component: plasma membrane. Lineage: Eukaryota; Metazoa; Chordata; Actinopteri; Osmeriformes; Osmeridae. Gene Ontology annotation, molecular function: neuropeptide receptor activity.